This is a messenger RNA of Zophobas morio, 651 nucleotides long. RefSeq lists its product as uncharacterized. Gene Ontology annotation, molecular function: nucleic acid binding. The transcript has a single exon. Gene Ontology annotation, biological process: DNA integration. NCBI's taxonomy places the organism in Eukaryota, Metazoa, Arthropoda, Insecta, Coleoptera, Tenebrionidae. The record is from RefSeq and is a predicted model, not a curated record. The coding region runs from base 1 to 651 and encodes 216 amino acids.
AUGGACCCAUACCCAGAAACGGCGCAGGGGUACCGGUUCAUCUUCACCAUAACCGACCUGUUCUCGAGGUGGGUUGAGGGGUACCCCCUGAAGAGCACCACGACCAAAGAACUAGUGAAGAUCCUAGAGGACGAAGUCUUCACCAGGUUCGGUUACCCGAGGGCAAUCAUAACAGAUAACGGGAGCCAGUUUACCGGACACGGGUGGCGCCGGGUAUGCAGACACGGGCAGACGCUGCACUGGACCACGGCCCCCUACACGCCGCGACAGAACCCAAUGGAAAGGCGAAACCAGGAGAUCAAGAAAGCCAUCCGAAUCCACCUCCAAGGCGGAGAGCCGACCCACUGGGAUCAAGCGCUACCGACGGCGCUCUUCCAGAUACGCCGUCUCCGAAACGCCGCCACCGGAACAUCACCAAGCAAGCUCCUAUAUGGUCGCGACCUCCCGUUCCCGGGAGAGUGGGAUACACCUCAGGGAGAGGCCGCGAUCGAACCCGCUGGACAGCGGGAGGAAGAAGCAAGAGAACGCCAACGUCUACGAGCCCGGGGACCUGGUGCUGGUACGCGUCCCGGAAGGAGGCCAACACUUCAGACGGAAGUGGAGCGGCCCUCACACUAUCACCAGACGUGUGGGAAACUCACACAUGUAUAG